UUUUGAUUUUGUUGCCACGUGUCGAUAUCAUGUUGCUGCUAGUGGAAGAAUCUGUCUCACAGUCACAGCUAGGCGAUUAUGUUUCGGAUGAAUUUCAUGGGAACGAUGAUGGUAUAGUGCCAGACUCAGCGUAUGAGGAUGGAGGUCAGUUUCCAAUUCUAGUUAGUAGCAGGAAGAAACGAAGAAAUGAAGAUAUGGGUAGUGGAACAAACAAUCUAAAGAGUAAUACUUUUAUCAAGAGGGAGGCAAACAUGUUAGGAAAAAAUCCAUGGCCGGAGAAAAAUAGUGGUGGCUCUUCGGUUUCUCGUGAUACGGGAUCAGGCAAAGAUGUUCAGGACAUGACAUUGGAGGAUACAAAUAUUUCAGAUCAUGGUUUCAAUGGUGGCCACGUUGAUGUGGUUGAAAAUUUAUCCACCGUGGAUCCCAUGCUGUGUGACAGUGCCGCUGCAACACAUGAUGGCGUAUAUAAUUAUUCCCUCGACAGCAUUCCGGAUGCUGAAAAUAAUCUUGGCUUUUUCGACAAUGGGGAUAAAGAAAGCAACGAUCUCUUCUAUGGCUGGGGUGACAUAGGAAAUUUUGAGGAUGUGGACAACAUGCUUAGGAGUUGUGAUUCAACUUUCGGCUUGGAUAGUCUUAAUAAUGAAGAUGACUUAGGCUGGUUCUCUUCUGCUCCGCCAAAUGAGGAGACAGAAGGCGCGAUGACAGAUGAUAUCAAACCAGACAAAGUGUUGGAAAAUCAAAGAACCCCUAUGUUACAGGUUGAAGAUUUUUUGAACAACAGUGAGUCCAACCAUGCUGUUGAAGAUGAAUAUGGAUAUACCAUCGGGGGUGAUUCAGCUCAAGGAAAAUCAUCAGAAAAUGUAUUCUAUACGAGUUCACAAAAGAAGGAUGUAUUAAUGCUGGAUGUAGAGGCAAAUCUUGAGAAGAAGCAGACUGAUCAUCUUCAUCAUCUGGAUGGGAAAAGUGAUGGGUUCUCUGAGAACAGUUUUACUUUACAGCACAGUGGUAUUUCAAGGGAAAUAAUGGACACAAACCAGUAUUACCCUCCCUCCGCAUUCCAACAGCGAGGUGUGCCAUACUCGCAUUUCAAUUGUGAGCAGCCUUCCGAUCAAGUAUCAGCAUGUGAAAGUAAAUCUGGUAUUAAAUCUGAGAACAAACCCAAUCCUUCCUCUGCUUCAAAUGAGUCAUACACAUCAAAUCAGGCACAAUCUGUCGAGAGCUUACAAGGUCCAACUGUUGAUGAUCGGUGUAGGAAGGGAUUUGAAACGAGAGCCAACUUGCUGCCUGGGCAAGAUAUAACUCCUUCUUUUGCUGCAAAUACCAAGAAGAGUAGUAAGACAAACCCCAUGGUGUUUCCUGAUGCUGCUUCUAUCCAGAAGAUCGGGCUUGAGAAUGACCACAGAAAAGCUGCAACUGAAUUGGAAACAUCAAACAUGCAGGGAAGUUCUUGUGUUAGUUCUGUUGUGGAUGACAUUUCACUGGAAGCAACAAGUUUUCGCCAGCUUCAACAAGUUAUAGAACAGUUGGAUGUUAGGACAAAGCUUUGCAUAAGAGACAGCUUAUACCGAUUGGCAAAAAGUGCGGAACAGAGACACCAUGGUGGAAACAGACCGGAGAAAGUUGCAGGCUCGCAUCUGGUGACUGGUGAAACAGACAAGUACGCUGGAUUCAUGGAUAUCGAAACUGAUACAAACCCGAUAGACCGAUCCAUAGCUCAUUUGCUGUUUCACAGGCCCUCAGACUCAUCACUUUCAUCAGAUAACAAUGUUCUGUCUUAUAAAUCUCAUCCAAUGAUUCCUCAGCCCAAUAGUAGCCCGAGUCUGAGGAUGGAGAAACAAGAGGAAACUCCAGAACUUAGACCCGAAGCAGAAGUUGUAAUAAGUGACAACAAUUAAUGAUGUCAACAAAAACUGGCUCUUUCACUGCUGAAGCAUUCGAGAUAUGGUUGUUAACACUAAUCUCGAUUUAGGCUAAGCGAAAUUGCUCAGGUUAGUUACUAAAAUCCUGACUGCUUCUUUCAUUAGAAUCAUGGAUUUUGUAACAUAGUUGUAUUUAAGUGUUGAGAUGAUUUUCUGGUCUAGAUUUCAGUUCGAACCUGAUUGUACACCUGGUUGCUCGAACCGGGUCUUUGAGACUUAUUUGCCUUUGUAAUAUGUUCAAGUUGUUAAGUAGAGGAAGAAGUAGAGACAAACAGCAAUUCUGUAGAUAAAGAUGCUAGUUCGUUUUGUAAUGCCAUAAAAUAUUCUGCUGUGC
This is a messenger RNA of Arabidopsis arenosa, 2253 nucleotides long. Lineage: Eukaryota; Viridiplantae; Streptophyta; Magnoliopsida; Brassicales; Brassicaceae. The record is from the annotation of a GenBank genome assembly.